AUGAAUGUAAAAGCGAAAGAAGCUCAGCCGAUUCUCAAGCGAGAUUAGCAUUACUUCAAGAUUGUUACUCUUUAUGUGAUGGACAAAUUUAAUUUCAAUCUUAUGAGAUAAUAAAAAGCGAAAGAGUUGAAUAAAUUUCACUAAACAAACAAAGCCUAAAGCACCAUAAGUAAUCAAUAGAAACCUGAAGUAUCCUAAAGCAAUAUUGGAAAGAUUUCAAAUGAAUCUUCAGGACAAAAGGCUGGAGAAAUUGACCAGCUUUCGUAAUACAGUGGAAGUCAUUUAAAUCUAAAUGAAGAGAUUAAAGUGAUUCAGAGCAUCGAUCAAAAAAUGAAGUUAGGCUAUGUAAGAGUAAAAAGAAGCGCCAGUACACCGAUAAAGUAAAUCCCUAACCAUUUUAAUCAUGGUGACAGAAAUUAUAAGAAAUGUAUAGUUUGUGAAUGCUAGUAGAAGAAUAACUAAAAAUCUAAAGAUUAGAAUACUAAUACCGGCACUUUAACUCAGACAAGCUCGAAUUAGCUUAAAGAUUAAAGAUAGUUUGAUGAUUAAAUUCCAAAAAAGUCUCAUAAAGAUAUUGUCCGACAGGAUAGUUAAAAAAUGGUCUUUGCUUUAAACCAAGCCAAUGACACCUAAAGUAUCAACAAUUUCCCUUUGCCAGCACCUUCGGUUGAUUUUUCUGAUGCUGGAAAUUAAUUAUCUCAAAUGCCGAUUCUAAAUCUUCAAAGAAAUUAAAGUACAAGAAAAUAGGCUUUUAAGGAACCACUCUCCCCAACUAAAAGAGAUUAAGAAAUAGAAGAAUUUUAAAAAAGAAGAAUCUCACUUAAUGAUUUUAUCUAAGGAACUCCAAGUAUUCAGAUGACUUUCUCAAAGCACGUGAGGAAGUUUAACAGAGAAUUACUAAAGGCAACAUGCUAGGUGAUAGGUUGUAAACCUAUAAAUGCUAAUUAGAUAGCGGAGGGAGUAUUUGAUGAGAUUAACUAGAUACUAAAUAAUCUAUCAUAAUCAAUAGAUUUCGAUAUGCAUUUUGACAUCAAAGCCAAAUCAAAUGAAAUUUUUGAAUCUAGUGAGUAGGAGUAAGCCAGAUAAAGUAGCAAGAAUAAGUAUAGUCAAAUUACUACGAUUACAACCUCAGCCCCCUUCUUCAAGUAUGUGCUGAAGUCUAAAAGGAAUAUUCUUGUCCUUCUGGCUGGCACUUCAGGUACUGGGAAGAGUACUCUAGCAUCUUUAUUAGGUAGUAGACUUGGCAUAUCAACAGUUUUAUCUACUGACACAAUCAGACACGUGAUGAGAAAUUUUGUUUCAAAGGAGGAGAACCCAAUAUUAUUUGCCUCAACAUAUGAAACCGCCGCUUUUGCUCCUCCUGACGUAACUUCUGAAAAGAAAAGGACUUUAAUGGGCUAUAAAGAAUAAUGCCACCUCGUCUAACAAGAACUUGAAAAAAUCAUUGACGAUUAUUAAAAGAGGAACGAAUCUCUUGUAGUUGAGGGAGUACAUCUUACUGUGAGAUUUAUUAUUCAAACUAUGAAGAAAUAUCCAUCUUGCAUCCCAUUUGUAUUGUGCAUUAAAAAUGAAGAAAAGCAUAAAGAGAGGUUUGCUGUAAGGACUAAGCACAUGACUAUCGAUCCUAGAUUCAAUAAAUAUAUAAAAAAUGUCAAAAGCAUUAGAAUUAUAUAAAAGCACCUAAUUAAAAAAGCUGAGGCUGCACUUAUCCCAAGAAUUGAUAACUCUAAUGUAGAUAAGUCAUUAGGAUUAAUUCAUGUGACUAUAGUCAGGUGCUUGAGAUAAAUUGCUGAAGGAGCCAUAAUAUUUGAUCAGCAAAGAAAGCAGGCCACAAUUAUGCAUCAUGAGUACAAUUUGAUUUCUAAAAAUUAACUAUCAAGCCGUGAUGCUUAGCAAAUCAUUAAGCAAAAAGUUAAUAAACAUGAAAUACUAGAAAUGUAUAUGCAGAAGACAAAUCCUGAAAUAGAGGAUAAGUUGAAGAAGUAUAAGAGAGGAUAAUCUAUGGGUGAUUUAAAGAAAAAUAAGUUCCGCCCAAAUAAAUCAGCUGCAAAGAAUCCCUCGGAUAAUCAAAGUAAUCCUCAAUAGAAGGAAGACUCUGAUCUUGAUGAUAGUCCAAAGUCAAAGAGUGUCCAUAUCAUUCUGAGAUAGGAUGAAGAAGACAAAGGUCGUAAAAUUACAGAUUAGGAGAAGAAAAAUAUGAAGAAAUAAUUCCUUAAUAUCUAUAAUGAUUUUGCUGAAGAUGAAGGAGGGUUCGAAGAUAGUGAAGCAGCAAAGCUUGCCGCUUAAAGUUCUAAAUAGCCAGUAAAGCCUAAGAAGGAUAAAAAAGAAAAAGUUUAUGACUCAGAAAAAUAAAAGUUAAGAGAUGAAAAAAAGAGAAUCUCAGAUCAGCAAAGGAAAAUUGAGGAAGAAAAAAUUCAGAGUGCUAUAAAUGAGGCGAAAAAAAAGGAAAAGGAAGAACAAGAAAAAAUAGAGGCAGAGACGAAACUGGUUUAAGAAAAUAUUGAAAAAGUAAAAAAUGAAAAAGAUAAGGAAAAAAGUGAAUAAGAAAAGCAGAUGGAAGUGAUACUUAUGAGUAUACCGAAAUCUUAAUCUAUGCAGCUUCCGAGUACAUAGCCUGGAAAACAAUCGAAAUAGAAAUCUGAGAGACAGCUGAUCUAACAAAAUUAAAGCAUGUAGACACCAGAAAAGUUAGACCACUAAUCUGACCGAGAUUUAUCACUUGGAUUGGAUGAAUCAGAGGAGAUUAAGACCGAACUGAAGCGAUAGCCAUCAUAGAAUGGAUCUCCUAUACCUAUAAACAUUAUAAAUAUCAAGGAUCAGAUAAAGAUAGUAGAGCUCUAAAUACAGUAGCAAUCUUCUUAAGAGAUCCCAAAAAUCCUUAGGUUUAAAGUGAAUAAUGAUGACCUUUAAGAUGAAUAAGAAGAAAUGUCUCAAAAGUAUUUAGACCCAAACGCAAUAUCAAAGAAGGUUAAAUUUACUGCUGAAACCAAAUCCAUGACGAGCCUUGAGCAUUUGAAACAGAUGGAAACUAUGGAAGAAAAUAUUUCAAAAAUUAGUUCUGAUGAUGCCUCUCAAGAGCCUCAUUAACUUGGAAGUAAAAGUGUAGGGAGAGUGGCAUUAAAGGAUAAGAAGUAAUACAAGCAAGCGAGCUAGUUUAAAAAGGAGAGAGAAAGAGAGGACUUCAAAUCGUUGGAGCCUGAAAAGUAGCUAGUUGAUUUAGGUUAUAAUCAAAAAAUUAAUAGUCUAGAUGCCUUCAUUCAAAAUGGCUCAACUCCAGAGAAGAUAAAUAUAUAAGGCGUUACUGAUUUAAAAGCAUAGUUUUAAUCUAGAUUAAGACUUCCUGGUGGAGGAUCAAGGAGAGCUAAAGGUAAAAAGAAAGGUGGACUAAGAAGUGCUAAUCUUUUUACGUAGUAUAGUUUUGGAGGUGGAACCUCAAAUAGUUAGACUCCUGGAAUUAGAGGUACACACAAUUUGAUGUAAAAUUAGAGCCCUCAAAGUUAAGUCUUUUCAAGUCACAUCCCAAUCAAUCAUUAAUAAACUGAUACUAAUCUAUCUACAAUUACUUAAGGAAAGUAAAUUAGAGCAAUCCCAGAAUAAUAGCCUCAUGAUGAUAAUUAAAGUUAAUAUUCUGGCAACAGUGGGCUUGCGCCAUCACUUGUAUCACAUACCAUAAACUAUUUCCCUUAGGGUAAAAAUAUCAAAUUUUUAUAGUUAUAGGCGGUAGAACAGAAGAAGACAACUAGAGUGCAAUGCCUGAGUAAUCAAAUGAAAGCGGAGGUAGCUCCGAGGAUACCACUUCUAUGCAUGUAGAGGAUUCAUUUCAUGAGUAAAUUCUAUAUUAUUUAUCAUAUUCCUAGUCCAAUAAGUGAAGAAGUCAGCUAUUCGUAAUCAACAGAUAGCGAUCACGAAGAGGAAAAUGUAACUGAUGUAAUUUAAUAAAAAGAGGCAAGUUUUAAUAACUAAGCUUAAUCUAAUAAUAACUAAAACCCUAUUGCAAACUAGACCCAAAUGAUAAAAAAUUCUAGUUCAGGUAGUGGUAGCCCAUAGAAAGAGAGUAUCUUAAAGGAUUUGAUGCCUUUACAUGAUGAUGAUUCCCACUUCUUCCAAUACAGCAAUCAAGAAAAUUCAGGCUCUCCAAACUUAACUGCUGUCAAAAAGUACUCGCACGAGACUUUUGCUAUCUAGAUGAGAUAGGAGUAAAAUGACACACUAUGA
This is a messenger RNA of Stylonychia lemnae, 4215 nucleotides long. NCBI's taxonomy places the organism in Eukaryota, Ciliophora, Spirotrichea, Sporadotrichida, Oxytrichidae. The record is from the annotation of a GenBank genome assembly.